Molecule: messenger RNA, 644 nt
Organism: Punica granatum (pomegranate)
Lineage: Eukaryota; Viridiplantae; Streptophyta; Magnoliopsida; Myrtales; Lythraceae
Source: RefSeq, a predicted model, not a curated record
AUAUAUUGUUCGAGACUAGGGUUUCUAGAGGCGGGAGGGACGAGCCGUCAGUUGAGUAAAGUUGGAGAGGAGAGGAGAGGAGGGAGCAAUGGCUGACAGGAAGAGCAAAGGGCGGAAGGAAGAGGUGGUCACCAGAGAGUACACUAUCAACCUCCAUAAACGCCUCCAUGGAUGCACGUUCAAGAAGAAGGCUCCUAAGGCGAUCAAGGAGAUUAGGAAAUUUGCCCAAAAGGCUAUGGGUACAACUGAUGUCAGGGUGGAUGUGAAGUUGAACAAGCACGUCUGGAGCCGUGGGAUACGCAGUGUGCCGAGGAGGGUUCGUGUUAGGGUUGCCCGCAAGAGGAACGACGAAGAGGAUGCCAAGGAGGAGUUUUACUCCUUGGUGACUGUUGCGGAGAUCCCACCUGAGGGGUUGAAGGGGCUGGGAACCAAGGUCAUCGACGAGGAAGAUUAAGUUUAGCCUGGCUCUGGUCCUUAAUUUUGUUACCUUACUCUACUUUGUUUUGAUGAAAAGGAAUUUUUGCAGUACAAAGAUGUUAUGCUGGAUCGAUCUGAGUUUCAUGCUACCCCAGUAUUAUUACUGUUGUGGAAGAGAACCAAUUGUUUUAUGCAUUUCGAGAAUCAGGUUAUGGUUUGGGAUUUAA